Messenger RNA from Knipowitschia caucasica, 1452 nucleotides. Lineage: Eukaryota; Metazoa; Chordata; Actinopteri; Gobiiformes; Gobiidae. The record is from the annotation of a GenBank genome assembly.
AUGAACGAUCCGUUUGACCGAGCUCCGGGCGCAGGGAGAAGCCGCCUAAAUCCAGCCGAAUACGGGUUCUCUGCUGCGGAAGAAGAAUCCAAAUGCUCUGUUUUUAACCAAAGGGAACCACUCAGACAGCCCCGGAGCCACCCGCCCUUCCCAGACAGCAGCAGCGGGAGCACAGACAGCGGGGAUGCGGGCUCAGGCUGGAAUUUUCCAAAUAGUACUCCACAAUAUUCCCGCAGCCCGACCUCAUACGGAGAUGUGAAUUCUGUCGCCAAAUCGUCCAAACUUUCAGCAACUGCUCCAGAGUUUGUCCCCUCUGGCUGUUUUUCAUAUGAGGAGCCCUCUUACGACGAAGGCGAGUACUACCCCGAGCCCUCUCUGGCAGACAUGGUCACAGACUUCCUGGGACACCUGAGCUCGUCUCCCGGGUCGUUCGAGUCUGACGUGGAAUACAUCACCAACAUGCUCAACUCCUACGUUAGCACCGAAGCCCUGCUGCAGGAGCUGGUGGAGCUCAUCUACUCCAAGAUCAAGAAAUACCUGGAGCUGGAACCUUUGGCCCGAGGCAAACGCUGGAUCCUGAACGGCAGCAGCUCCGACCAGAUGGAGGCCGUGAAGGAGAGCUUCGGCCAAUUCAUCCUUCUAUUGGAGGACAAAGACAUGGAGCCGAGCCGGGCGCCAGAUCUGCAGAACACAGGAGCCGAGGUCAGAGAGGAGGCCAGAGAGGAGGUGAAGGAGGAGGCUACAGAGGAGGUCAGGAGGAGGCCACAGAGGAGGUCAGGAGGAGGCUACAGAGGAGGAGGAGGCUACAGAGGAGGUGAAGGAGGAGGCUACAGAGGAGGUCAGGAGGAGGCUACAGAGGAGGCUACAGAGGAGGUGAAGGAGGAGGCUACAGAGGAGUCUACAGAGGAGGCCACAGAGGAGGUCAGGAGGAGGCUACAGAGGAGGCCACAGAGGAGGUCAGGAGGAGGCUACAGAGGAAGUGAAGGAGGAGGCUACAGAGGAGGCUACAGAGGAGGCCACAGAGGAGGUCAGGAGGAGGCUACAGAGGAGGUGAAGGAGGAGGUGAAGGAGGAGGCUACAGAGGAGGCCACAGAGGAGGUCAGGAGGAGGCUACAGAGGAGGCCACAGAGGAGGUCAGGAGGAGGCUACAGAGGAGGCCACAGAGGAGGUGAAGGAGGAGGCUACAGAGGAAGUCAGGUGGAGGUGAAAGGUCAGGAGGAGGUGAAGGAGGAGGCUACAGAGGAGGCCACAGAGGAGGUCAGGAGGAGGAGGAGGCUACAGAGGAAGUCAGGUGGAGGUGAAGGAGGUCAGGAGGAGGUGAAGGAGGAGGCUACAGAGGAGGUCAGAGAGGAGGCUACAGAGGAGGCCACAGAGGAAGUCAGAGAGGAGGCUACAGAGGAGGCUACAGAGGAAGUCAGAGAGGAGGCUACAGAGGAAGUCAGGUGGAGGUGA